AUGAUCCAGCUGAUGGUACUGCUAUACAAUUGGGUGUGGGAAAACGAGGACACGCCAAGAAACUACAGGGGGAUCACACUGUUGAACACAGUAGGAAAAGUGUUCUGUAAGCUGCUGAACGAUAGGAUAGUGGGAGUAUUGGAGAAGGAACAUAGCAUUAGUGAGGGCCAGGCAGGUUUCCGCAAGAAGAGGGGGUGCGUAGACCACGUGUUCACGGUAGGGAGAAUCAUCCAAGGUAGAAAGAGGGCGGGAAAGCCGACGUACUGCUUCUUCCUGGAUAUGAAAAAGGUAUACGACACCGUAUGGAGAAAUGGGUUGUGGAAACAACUGUCCAAAUACGGGAUCAAGGGGAAAAUGUGGAGAGUGCUGAAGAAGAUGACAGAGUGCACGAAAAGCGCGGUCAUGCUAGACGGAGAACUGUCAAAAUUCUUCGACAUUGAGCAGGGGGUCCCACAAGGUUGCACGCUGUCCCCAACAUUGUUCCAGGUGUUCAUCAACGAUCUGUUGGAAGUCGUAGAGGCAGUCCGGAAGGGAGUAAAAGUAGGGG
Ectocarpus sp. CCAP 1310/34 is the source of this 547-nucleotide messenger RNA. NCBI's taxonomy places the organism in Eukaryota, Phaeophyceae, Ectocarpales, Ectocarpaceae. The record is from the annotation of a GenBank genome assembly.